Messenger RNA from Grus americana (Whooping crane), 1266 nucleotides. It is a transcript of the gene MAP2K7, whose product is annotated as mitogen-activated protein kinase kinase 7. Gene Ontology annotation, molecular function: protein kinase activity; ATP binding. NCBI's taxonomy places the organism in Eukaryota, Metazoa, Chordata, Aves, Gruiformes, Gruidae. Gene Ontology annotation, biological process: protein phosphorylation. The annotation marks the transcript as partial. The record is from RefSeq and is a predicted model, not a curated record. The transcript is spliced from 9 exons.
UGCUCCACGCUGAUUGGCCGGGCCCUCCUCCUCCUUCUCCCCAGCAUCGAGAUCGACCAGAAGCUGCAGGAGAUCAUGAAGCAGACGGGGUACCUCACCGUGGGGGGGCAGCGCUACCAGGCGGAGAUCAACGACCUGGAGAACCUGGGGGAGAUCGGCAGCGGCACCUGCGGGCAGGUCUGGAAGAUGCGCUUCCGCAAGACGGGCCACGUCAUCGCCGUCAAGCAAAUGCGGCGCUCGGGGAACCGGGAGGAGAACAAACGGAUCCUGAUGGACCUGGACGUGGUGCUCAAGAGCCACGACUGCCCCUACAUCGUCCAGUGCUUCGGCACCUUCAUCACCAACACCGACGUCUUCAUCGCCAUGGAGCUGAUGGGCACCUGCGCCGAGAAGCUCAAAAAACGCAUCCAAGGCCCCAUCCCCGAGCGCAUCCUGGGCAAGAUGACGGUGGCGAUCGUGAAGGCCCUCUUCUACCUGAAGGAGAAACACGGGGUGAUCCACCGCGACGUCAAACCCUCCAACAUCUUGUUGGACGAACGGGGUCAGGUCAAACUCUGCGAUUUCGGCAUCAGCGGCCGCCUCGUCGAUUCCAAAGCCAAGACCCGAAGCGCCGGCUGCGCCGCCUACAUGGCCCCCGAGCGCAUCGACCCCCCCGACCCCACCAAGCCCGACUACGACAUCCGCGCCGACGUCUGGAGCCUCGGCAUCUCCCUGGUGGAGCUGGCCACGGGGCAGUUCCCCUACCAGAACUGCAAAACGGAUUUCGAGGUGCUGACGAAGGUGCUGCAGGAGGAUCCCCCGCUGCUGCCACCCGCCAUGGGCUUCUCCGGGGACUUCCAGGCCUUCGUCAGGGACUGCCUCACCAAGGACCACAGGAAGAGACCAAAGUACAACAAGUUACUGGAGCACAACUUCAUCAAGCGCUACGAGACGCUGGAGGUGGACGUGGCCUCCUGGUUCAAGGACGUCAUGGCCAAGACAGAGUCCCCUCGCACCGGCGGUGGCCUCAGCCAGCACCACCUGCCCUUCUUCACCAGGUAGCACCCGCCGCCCGCCCACGCCCACGCUGGCCGUGACACCCGUGGCCGUGACACCCGCCCGUGGCCGUGACGCCCGCGACGGCCAGCCCGCGUGCCCCGGCAAGCCGCACGGACGCUCACGGUUGUGUCCCGGCGUGUCCCCGCUGCGGCCUGGCGCUGGUGACGGCGCGUCCUCCCGGCGUGUCCCGCUGGAACCCGGCACCUCGUGUCCUCGUGCGUCCCGGCG